AUGUGGAUUUUAUUUCACAAAACAGGAGUAAUCACCCAUACAAAGGCCAUCUGCCACAUUUAUAAGCAAGAUACUUGCAAUGGAUUGGCAGUAGCUCUCAUUUACAUGCGAGGCAUGUCACCUGUCCACCGCCCACCUCCUCCCCCCACCUUCUGCUUAAUCGGACUCGCCGGAAAGCCCGAGCCCGUCCGAUUCAACCCGACCCGCGAUGGCGACCCGCUCGAGCUCCACGAGAGCGACGUCGUCUGGUCAUUCACCAUCUCCAUCGACGGCCGCCGUCGUUUCAAUCCGGAGAGAUCUGGCCUCUCGGCCCUCCUCUUGGACGACGCCCACCUCCCCGUCUGCCGGAAAUCUAGCCCCGUGGCAAUCCUGAAACAGUUACAGCAGGGGGAUAUUUCGACAAUCGGUACCCGUGAACAUCUUGGCGUGGCCGAAGAAUUUGAAGGGCUUCGGCUAGGUGGAGGAGGACGACAGUGGCAGGCCGCACGUGACGUUCUCGGUGUUCGAGGACGCCGGGAGGACACUGAAGGGCUGGGAUUUGCGUCGGGUCCGCAACACCGUGUUUCAAAAAACAGCACUACUUCGCGCAAUCUCGGUCUUGGUCGUCGCAAAUCUUCACCUAAAGCCUCAUCUUCACGCAAUCUCGGUCGUCGUACAUCUUCAGGCGAACUCGAUCUCGGUCAUAAUAGGGUGUUUCGCCAGUGUUCGGUUCGUAGGACACCAUCUUCACGCACACGGUCGGAAUUGAGAGAGGGAGAAGGGUAUUGUACUUUUGACAAGCAUCCCACUCGCUCGACGAGAAUCGAGAGAGAAAUAGGGGGUUUCGUCUCGAAGCCAGCUUGCGGUUAUCCCUCAUCUUCUUCAUUUGUGCCGUUUUGGGGUACUCAUUUUUCUGCAAUAGAGGAAAAAUUCGUCAGAUCGGAGUCGUCCCUUGCUGGUUUGUUCGCUGGCAUCGAAAAGAAUCCUCAAGGAGCUAAAGGAUCUGCAAAGGGAUCCACCUACCUCCUACAGCGCUCGUUCGAUCUUUUCAAAAAUAUUCCUCCCAAAAAAUUGUGA
Molecule: messenger RNA, 1056 nt
Organism: Striga asiatica
Lineage: Eukaryota; Viridiplantae; Streptophyta; Magnoliopsida; Lamiales; Orobanchaceae
Source: the annotation of a GenBank genome assembly